Acanthaster planci (crown-of-thorns starfish) is the source of this 2626-nucleotide messenger RNA. RefSeq lists its product as uncharacterized. NCBI's taxonomy places the organism in Eukaryota, Metazoa, Echinodermata, Asteroidea, Valvatida, Acanthasteridae. The record is from RefSeq and is a predicted model, not a curated record.
UCAUUGAAAUUUCUGACUGGGUGCACAAUACCACAAGGAACAGCAUUGGUUUUCGUUGCCUGGCAUGUGAAAGGUGGAUUCGUGAAAAUGCUGUGGUUCUAAACCCAGAAAUGAAUACAGACCCUCAUGUGAGAAGUCAGUGUCUCAAAUCGAUGCUUUUAAUCGUUUCGUAAGUGAAAUAAAGGCUUGGCUGAGGAUCCGAAGUAUUUUGUACCGAAUACUUUCAAAAUGAAUACCACUAAAGCAGCAACAGUCCCAACGGUCACAGUAGCAGAGACGACAGUACCCAAUGGGGCUGGGCAAAACGAUGUAUCGGUUAUUAUCACGGUAGCUGCCUGCAUCGGUGGAUUGUUCCUGGUCGUUCUCAUUAUAUUCAUCAUCUUUGUUAUAUACUUCUAUAGAAAACAGCUUAAAGAGGACAAGUUAGACAAGAAGAGUCCAUCUUUGAGGGCAGAUAGAUUGGACUGGAAGAAUCACUCGCUGCCUCAACAGUUUGGUGAUAUCAACGAGAUAGACGUGAUGCUGUGGACAAAUAGAGGUCGAAAAGCCAAUGAUGAGACUAACAACCCCGCUUACGAAAAGGAUUUUGAGCCUCUUGAUGUUAACAAUUUGAAGGCCUUUGAGAGCACGGAUGAUGAUGCUGGCUCUACCCGCGAAACAGAAAGUUCGAGUGACUUGGUAGAGAUCAACAUGGACGACGAAGAAGACAAACCUACAGCGAAUAGUGACAACAUUGAAAGCACCAAGCAGAUAUCCAUUCUGGAUAUGAACACAUGGGGUCAGCCUGGUUCUUCCCGACGCAAUUCCUUGCGAUCCGUUCAUGGUUUUGGCUCUCCGCCACCAUUCGCUCCUAAAUCACCCGAUGCAGUAUCAAACGGGAGAGGUUCAUUGCGUUCUCAGACUGGUAACCCAUUCCCGAACAUGUCCUUCAACGGCACUAGUCACAACUACAAUUCCCAAGGGGCAUUUCCGUUCACUGUCUCUCAACCGUCAAACGACCCCAGGUUUCAGUACACACGCUCCAACCCACUUAUGGCUGACGCAAUGGGCAUGGGUGCCAAUGGGCUCCCAUUUUCCCGAGGCUCAAAGAGGGGCUACACUGCUCAUGAGGAGCGUGACUUUGGUGGACAGGAUGAUAUUCAGAGUGUAGAGUUUGAUCGAUCAUCCACAUUGAGGGGGUCACGCCGCAAUCAGUCAGUUGUGGAUUUUUACGAGAGUGGGACUCGAACGACUGGUUCCAGCUUCAGUCUUGCUCUCGAAGGAAGUGGUUCAAUCGGCAAGAACCUACUUUGGCAGAACAAAAAAUUUGGUGGGAUGGGAUUUGGCAAUACCAAGUAGGUAUGGGUUGAUUUAGUUUUUCUACAUGCACAGAGUUGAUUCAUGUGUUCAUUCGUCAGGCAAGAACGUACAUGCAUGUGCGCUACGAAGAUGAGAAAGUCCAAAUUUAAGAAGCCCACUGAUUCGAAAAACGGAUGUAGGGAAGUUGGGUUUACAAUAGCAAGCACUUUUCAUUGUACAUGUACAUCGCAUAGAAAUUAUUGCACUGUAAAAACGCCGAGCACAUUUUUGAUAAACGUUGGGUGCAUCGCCUGUUUGGCAAACACAUUUAUACACAACAGUGUGGAUUCUCUCCGGAUACAUUUAGGCCUAUAUAUGUAUGUGGGCAAACUUGUCUCAUUUUACCCAACGGUUGUAAAUACAUGUACUGUUACGCGAAUUUCAUCCCAACGGCAUAAGCGAUUUAUGGUAUCCCAUGCCAAAAAUUCUCCAGCGUAUUAUGUAUUAUUUUUUUUGUAUGUUGCAUAUAAAUGAUUGUACUCGUUACAUGGGCAUGUACACCCACACAGCCGCAUUUAACACUUCCAACAGUUCUUUGCGAAUUUACCAGACAGGCCUAUGCACGUACGAGGAUUGUCUAUUCCGGGUUCUUGCAUUUUUUGCUCUUUCCUGUCUUCUAGCUGUCAGUUAAUUCGUAAACAAAAAACGAAAAAAAAAAUUAUGAGUAUGCCAUUCGGUUGGCAUCAGAAUCAACUGCAUUGCAAAACGUACAAGUAUACCUAACCCGUAUGCAGGAAGGCUCACAUACACCAUGUACAGUCGAUGGACCUGUCAUUUAUCUUCUUUCGUUGCUGUCAAUUUUGUUUUGCCUGUUACGUGGUAGGCCUACUGUUUUUUAUAUUGAGGAACACCACAGUUCAGAUUGACGUCGAAAUAGUUUUCCGGUCCACUUAGUUAAAACAACGUAACUUGGACAUAAAAUGAUUUAGUCACAACGCAGGUCGUAAUCGUAUUCAUUCAUACCAUAAAAUGAUCAUAGAUCUACUUUGUACGUAGAAAUGGCAAUUAUAUUCAUGUACGCGGUAGGUCAGUGUUGUCAAAAUAAUGCGCUUCGUCAACAAUAGGAAACAAGAGGAGUACACACGUCUUGUAAAUUUAAUUUUGGAGUGAUGUACAGAAACCCUAAUUAUUUAGUAUCGUCAAUUUCUAACCGUUAUUUGUACAUGCAAUGAACUGUUUUCGUUUCGAAGAAGUGCGUAUUAUUGUACCCUAAUGUAUAAAAAAAUUAUAUGGGUAAUUUAUAUUCAUAAGUGAAGAGACAAAUAAAAUUCUUUCACAAAGUAUUAAG